CGACGGUGAAGAGUUGAAGGACCCCGCAGUACACAUGCCAAACGUACAGUAACACUAGUGACACAGGCGUUUGAUUCUUUCGCUGGAAACGCUUUGAUGGUGGGUAGAAUCGUUACUUACGAAUUAAACAGAUGUCGUGUUUCGGUUGUGAUCCCAACUUCUGCCCAGAAUGUGGAAAUGUGCUUCCUCUUCCAGUAAUACAGGACACAGUCUGCUGCCCCCGCUGCUCCUUCUGCAUCCCUGUAGCAGAGUUCUCAGGCCAGGUGAUCUGCUCAACAGUUGUCUUCAACCCUGUGGAGCAGUCAACAGUAGCGCUGGAGGAAGAGGAGGACUCUGACCUGAAGGGACCUGUGAUUGACAGACGCUGCUCUCGUUGCAAUAAAGAAGGGAUGGUUUACCACACCAGGCAGAUGAGAUCUGCAGAUGAGGGACAGACUGUCUUCUUCACCUGUAUACACUGCAGGUAUCAAGAGAAGGAGGAUUCUUGAGAACAAGUCCAGCACACUUUCUCCAUUCCUCUCAAUUCUUCUGCCCUCAUAUCUGGAUGCUUUCUCUCCACAUGGAUUGAAAAAAUCAACAACUCUGGGCCCUUCACCUUU
Messenger RNA from Epinephelus fuscoguttatus (brown-marbled grouper), 599 nucleotides. It is a transcript of the gene polr1h, whose product is annotated as RNA polymerase I subunit H. The coding region runs from base 132 to 488 and encodes 118 amino acids. Gene Ontology annotation, molecular function: zinc ion binding; DNA-directed RNA polymerase activity; nucleic acid binding. The record is from RefSeq and is a predicted model, not a curated record. The transcript has 5 exons. Gene Ontology annotation, cellular component: RNA polymerase I complex. NCBI's taxonomy places the organism in Eukaryota, Metazoa, Chordata, Actinopteri, Perciformes, Serranidae. Gene Ontology annotation, biological process: termination of RNA polymerase I transcription; DNA-templated transcription.